Penicillium chermesinum is the source of this 234-nucleotide messenger RNA. RefSeq lists its product as uncharacterized. The record is from RefSeq and is a predicted model, not a curated record. The transcript has a single exon. NCBI's taxonomy places the organism in Eukaryota, Fungi, Ascomycota, Eurotiomycetes, Eurotiales, Aspergillaceae. Bases 1 to 234 code for a protein of 77 amino acids.
AUGAAAGACACCAGUCGGUCACGUCAAACAUGUCCAGCCAUUGAUCUCAACUAUCAGUUGCAGGUCGAGCUUCAGGCCAAAAUUGCCCGGUCUGGUAUGACAGAAAGUUCCGUUGCGCUGGAAAAGGCGGUUCUGCACAGAGAUUCUAUCGGGAAUACUGAGAGCCAGGAAUGGGGAGAGAAAGGCAAGGUGGAAAGGGAGGCAACAGACGACGCGCAUGUACUGGGAGUGUAG